Saitoella complicata NRRL Y-17804 is the source of this 2814-nucleotide messenger RNA. RefSeq names its product calcium-transporting ATPase 1. The coding region runs from base 1 to 2814 and encodes 937 amino acids. The transcript has a single exon. The record is from RefSeq and is a predicted model, not a curated record. Gene Ontology annotation, cellular component: endoplasmic reticulum; Golgi membrane; plasma membrane. Lineage: Eukaryota; Fungi; Ascomycota; Saitoellomycetes; Saitoellales; Saitoellaceae. Gene Ontology annotation, molecular function: ATP binding; ATP hydrolysis activity; P-type calcium transporter activity. Gene Ontology annotation, biological process: intracellular calcium ion homeostasis; calcium ion transmembrane transport; manganese ion transport.
AUGGACGGCGAUAUCGAGCUCGCUCCAACCCUCUCAAACAUCCACCACGCCCCAACACCCUCCCAAUCCUUCUCAGCCCUCUCCGUCCACGAAACCCUCGACCGCCUCCACACCUCCCCAACCCACGGCCUCUCUCCCUCCGAUGCUCGCUCCCGUCUGUCCCUCCACGGCCCCAACGAAUUCGAAGAAGAAGAAAAAGACCCACUAUGGAAGAAGUUUUUAGGUGGCUUCACGGAGCAACCACUCAUUUUGCUGUUGAUGGCGAGUUCGGGGGUUAGUCUCGUCGUGGGGAAUGUCGAUGAUGCGGUGAGUAUCGUCGUUGCAGUGAUGAUUGUUACGACGGUUGGGUUUGUGCAGGAACAGAGGUCUGAGAAGUCGUUGGAGUCGUUGUCGAAGUUGGUGCCGCAUUAUGCUCAACUCAUUCGGUCCACUGACUCCGAAGGUCUUGCGGGGCCGGCUCCGACGACGGUGUCGGCAAGCACCCUCGUACCGGGUGAUUUGGUGACGUUUUCGACGGGUGAUAGGAUCCCGGCUGAUGUGAGGCUAUUGGAAGCGGUGCAUUUGGAAAUCGAUGAAUCGAACCUUACGGGCGAAAACGAACCCUGCCUAAAAUCCACCCCAGAAGUCCGGUCGCACAACCACCAUGAAGACCCCAACCACGGCCCCGCAAUAACCGAGAGAAAAAACAUCGCAUUCAUGGGGACCCUCGUCCGCAACGGCCAUGGCCGGGGCGUCGUCGUCGGCACCGGAAAAGAGACGGAAAUUGGUGCGGUGUUUAGCAUGAUCUCCACAACCCAAAAACCCAAAACCCCCCUCCAAAACAACAUGGACGCCCUCGGCUCCCAAUUAUCCUACCUCUCCUUCCUCCUCAUCGGCCUCAUCCUCCUCCUCGGUCUCCUUCAAGGCCGCCCCUGGCUCGAUAUGUUCACUAUCGGAGUUUCCCUCGCCGUCGCGGCCAUCCCGGAGGGUCUCCCACUCGUGGUUACGGUGACGCUUGCGUUGGGGGUGCUGAGGAUGGCGGAGAAGAAGGCGAUAGUGAGGAAGUUGGUUAGUGUUGAGACGCUGGGGAGUGUUAAUGUUGUUUGUAGUGAUAAGACGGGGACGUUGACGGAGAAUCAUAUGACGGUCACUAAACUCUGGACUGUCGAUCCUGCCAAUCUUUCUCCUGUCCAAGUCAAAGAGGAGAAUGGAGCGGCGGCGGGGGUCGCGGUGAAGAAUUUGUUGAGGGUGGGGAGUUUGUGCAAUAACGCCCACACCGCCGACCUCGGCCACUUUGUCGGCCAAGCAACCGAUGUCGCACUCCUCGAAGUCCUCGCAAAAUACGGUAUGGAAGACCCCCGUUCCCUCGUCAAACGCGUCCACGAAACCCCCUUCAACUCGGAACGAAAAUGGAUGUCGGUCGCGGUCAAAGCGGGGGAUGAGAAGACUGUUACGGUGUGUGUCAAGGGCGCACUCGAGGCGAUUUUGGGGAGGAGUGAGGGGUGGAUGAACAAAGAUGGGAGGAUUGAGAAGAUUACGGAGCCUGUGAAAAAGCAAAUUGUGAGUGUUUCGCAUGGGAUGGCGGAGGAGGGAUUGAGGGUCUUGGCUAUGGCUAGUAGGACCUCUAAUUCGGAGAGGGCGGCGGAUGAGGGUGAGCUUACGGGAUUGUGUUUUGCGGGUUUGGUGGGGAUGUACGACCCCCCCCGCCGCGACAUCGAGCGCUCGAUCUCAAAGCUGUUAAAAGGCGGCGUCAAAGUCAUCAUGAUCACCGGCGACUCCGAAACAACAGCCGUAUCCAUCGCGAAACGCCUCGGCAUGCAAAUCGGUAGCGACCACGUUAAUGAGAAGGGACAACAUGAGAGUGUGUUACGGGGUUCCGAUAUCGAGAAGAUGAGUGAGAGAGAGUUGGAGGAGGUGAUGGGGCGGGUUGUUGUUUGUGCGCGGACGACGCCGAGGCACAAGAUGAAGAUUAUUCGAGCGCUACAGUCGAGGGGGGAUAUUGUUGCGAUGACGGGGGAUGGGGUUAAUGAUGCCCCCGCGCUCAAACUGGCGAAUAUUGGGAUUAGUAUGGGGAAGAGUGGAACGGAUGUCGCGAAGGAGGCUGCGGAUAUGGUGUUGACCGACGACUCCUUCGAAACGAUCCUAGGCGCAAUCGAGGAAGGAAAAGGAAUCUUCUCGAAUAUCCAGAACUUCAUCACGUUUCAGCUGUCGACAUCUAUCGCGGCACUCUCGUUGGUUGCGUUGGCUACGUUGUUUGGGUUGCCGAAUCCGUUGAACGCUAUGCAGAUUUUGUGGAUUAAUAUUUUGAUGGAUGGGCCUCCGGCGCAGAGUUUGGGUGUGGAGCCUGUUGAUCCGGACGUGAUGAAUCGGCCGCCGCGAGCGAGGGAUGCGCAGAUUAUUACGAGGAAGUUGAUUGGGAGGGUUCUUACGGCGGCGGGGUUGAUGGUUGCGGGAACGAUGGCGAUAUAUGUGUUGGAGAUGACGGAUGGACACGUUACUGCGCGCGACACGACGAUGACAUUCACCUGUUUUGUGUUGUUCGAUAUGUUUAACGCACUCACAUGCCGUUCCCCAACCCGCUCCGUCCGUCAAUUCGGACUCACGUCGAACAAAGCAUUCAAUUUCGCGGUCGUGGCGUCGUUGUUGGGACAACUCGCCGUCGUGUACGUUCCGUUCUUUCAGCGGAUUUUCCAGACGGAAGCGUUGGGGUUGAGUGAUUUGGGGUUGUUGGUGGUUAUUGCGAGUAGCGUGUUGUGGGUUGAUGAGAUUCGGAAGUGGAUGGGGAGGAGGGACGCGGCGAUGAGUUCGGGAAAUGGGUAUAGCGAUGAAGUCUGA